AUGUACAUCGAAACGGCAAAGUUUUUGUUGCGUAGUAGUUGGUAUUCAGAAGAUUAUAUUUAUUACUCAUUCACAAUCAUGGUAUUUGUUAGUUGGGCCAGUGAUGGAUUAAGGAUAUAUGAGUUAAAUGAAAAUAAAGAAAUUAUUCAAUUGGAAUAUAAAUCAUCUACUACUGUGAAAUGUUUAUCUAUCGCGAAGUCAAGCAUGUGGAUGGGUUAUCUUGACCAAACUAGUGUGGUUCUACUUGACGUCAAUGAUCGAUCUAUCGUUUCCACUAUCCCUAUUGAGCCAGCCUCACGGAUUCAACUAUCACCAUGUGGGAAGUUUGGAUUCAUCUACACGUCAUUUAAAAUCGACAAUGAAAAUCCAUCUGGUUCGCCAAAUAUAUUUGUGUAUGACAUGAUCAAUAAAACAAAGCUCAAAGAAUAUAUUUUCCGAAGAGGUGAUGGAUGGCAACCACAGUGGAAUUCUGAUUCAUCCGUCUGCUCGAUUUUUGUUAAUGGAGAAAUUCAUAUGUAUUCAAACAAUCUAUUUUCUGAAAAACCGUAUACUAAAUUAUCACUAAAAGGUAUCCGCCAUUUUUCUAUGAGUACUUCAAGUCAACCAAAUCUUGCAGUGUAUAUACCCGGGGAAAAGAACCAACCUUCUUUUGUCAGAGUUUAUCAAUGCCGUGAUAAUCAACUGAUUCAUACUGCAAACAAAUCGUUUUUUCGUGCUGAUACAGUCCGACUAUUAUGGAAUGAUAGAGGAACUGAUUUACUCAUUCUUACUUCAACAAAACUUAGUGAUGAAAGUUAUUAUGGGGACCAAGGUCUUUAUUUUAUAUCAGCUAGUCGAUCCGGUGAUAGUGCGAUUGUUCCAAUGCCACGUAAAGGUCCAAUCUAUCAAAUAGCUUUUCAACCAACAAAUUAUACAUCUUCUAUUACAAAAAAGAAUAAAAAUACUAAAAUUGAGGAAUAUUUUGUUGUUUGUUAUGGAUUUACACCAGCAUCUGUGACAAUAUUCAAUUUGAACUGUGAACCAGUUCACGAUUUUGGAACAGGUUCAUGGAAUGAAAUUCAUUUUAAUCCUCAUGGAAAUCUAUUGUUAUUAGCUGGGUUAGGUAAUUUGUCAGGCGAUAUGUGUGUUUGGGAUUUUUCAACUCAUGAACGUUUAUCUUCAUUUAAAACAACCGAUGUGACAAGUGUUCAAUGGUUACUGGAUGGUGAACAUUUAAUAUUUGCUACAACAACUCCAAGAUUACGUGUAAAUAAUGGCUUUGGAAUAUGGCAUUAUAGUGGUAAACAAUUAUCCUAUCGACCCGUUGAACGACGUGCUGUUCCUAGAGCAGCUACACCAGAUUUACCUGCUGCAGUUGAUCAUGAAUUAUAUCAAGUUUCAGUUAUAUUUCCAACAAAACUGGAAUCUGCUCCUGAACCGAAAAAGUUUGAAUCUGCUAGUGAAAAUUCGGUAAAUAAGCGCGCUUCGGUUUACGUACCUCCAGUUCUUCGUAAUCGUUCUGCAGUAGCUGUACAAUCAUUGAAGUCAUCUAAUAUGAUUGAUCAUAGUAAAAUUUCUACUCAUUCUGUUAGCAAUAAUAAUUCUAACAUUGGAAAACUGAAUGCAAGCAAAACUACUGGUUCAAAUCAUAAAACCACAUUAUCUUCUAAUGAAUCUGCCCCGACUGGUGGCACAUAUCCAGCUUCAUCCAAUAAUAAAUGUGCUCACCCAGUUGCAUCAGACCCGAAGAACCAAAAGCAAGUAAAUCAGAUAUAUAAGAAACUGACGCAGAUUGAGAAACUGAAAACAGAACAAGCAUCCGGAAAAUCUUUGGCAUAUAACCAACUGGACAAAAUUGCGAGUGAAAAACAACUCCGGGAUGAAUUAGCUAAACUAUGUGUAUGAAGGACAUGUUUAGUUUCUAAUAAAAUUUUCACGUAUUUAAUUGGAGUACGCAUGCGUUGUCUUGUUGUUCCUAACUGUGAAGAUUAAUUAGGUAAACAGACCAAGUGACUUAACACAAUGUCUUUACCAUGAAAAUCGUUUCCCGAAUAUAAAAUAGCACGAUUCGAAAUAAGUGCCAUCACAUAACUAAUCCGACAACAGAUUAGCACAGAAUUUGUGUGAAGCUAUAAUCCUAGACCUAAUUAGCAUUAUUCUCAGCAUCUGUAAAAAAUGCCGACCAGAAUGAGUCUGGAAUCAUGUGCAAGCACACCAUCUCAGCACUAAUUGAGGGCUAAAAUGCUCACAACUGGAUUGUAUACGUAAGCGGACUGAUCCAGGCGAAGUAACCACAAACCUAACAAUUCAGACAAUACCGUUAAAUUUUUCAUUUUAGGUUUCUGGUAAUGGGUUCAAGGUAAACGCUCAACAUAGUAAUAGGCAUGUUUAGGAUUAAACGGAGGCAUUUGAAAACAUGCACAGAUUGUAAUAGCCGUUAAACUAUGUCAGUAUUUUAACCCUAGCUUCCUAAAAUGAAGAGAACACAGCACGCACGUGCUUAUUUCGUAAUCAAACCGUCGGAGGCUCGAGAAUCAUAUACUGAAGAAUCUAUUUAAUGUAACAACUACGCUUGUCGUGGAGAAUGUGCACACGAUUGAUGCAUAAUAGUGCGAUGUACAGUCAAACCUGUGCUUAGUAGGUGUCACACUGGCACUGAGUGGGUUUUGUACGAAUUCUUUGUAAGAGGAUAUCGUGACCUAACGACCCAUCGAAUAGAUUUUACCUUGCAAAUACGUUGAUGCAAAGAAAACAUAUGCUUCAAGAGAAGCUUACCCAGACGAUAGAUGCAGUCACUAACUUUUUAAUUCCCAAUGUUCAAACGAGAAUUGCAAGUUUAAUUUAGAUACAUAUAAAUGC
Molecule: messenger RNA, 2838 nt
Organism: Schistosoma rodhaini
Lineage: Eukaryota; Metazoa; Platyhelminthes; Trematoda; Strigeidida; Schistosomatidae
Source: the annotation of a GenBank genome assembly